Messenger RNA from Ornithodoros turicata, 1437 nucleotides. RefSeq lists its product as uncharacterized. The coding region runs from base 1 to 1437 and encodes 478 amino acids. The transcript has a single exon. The record is from RefSeq and is a predicted model, not a curated record. Gene Ontology annotation, molecular function: nucleic acid binding. Lineage: Eukaryota; Metazoa; Arthropoda; Arachnida; Ixodida; Argasidae.
AUGCUGAAAGGAGCAAACCUGCGGCUUCACAAGAUAGCCUCUAACUCUGUGGAGGUCAUGGGCGCCUUCCCAUCCGAUGACUACGCCGAGGGCCUUAAAGACAUGGACUUCGACGGAGGUCACGUACCGAUGCAACGGAGCCUUGGACUAAACUGGGACCUAAAGGCAGAUACGUUCACCUUCAAAGUGCCCGUAAAAGACACCCCGAACACACGCCGCGGCGUACUAUCCACUGUGAACAGCCUAUACGACUCCCUAGGAUUCACAGCCCCAGUGACAGUACAAGGUAGGCUGUUGCUGAGAGAUAUUUCUUCAGAAACGUCGGAUUGGGAUGCCCCUCUCGACCUGAAUGACAACUGGCUAACGUGGCGAGUCUCCUUACAUCAUCUUGAACGGCUCAAGAUACCACGCCAGUACACUGCAAUCUCUCUCUCCGACGCCCGUCGACGGGAAAUCUGUGUAUUCUGCGAUGCCUCCGAAAAGGCAAUCGCCGCUGUGGCGUACAUCAGAGUCACAGAUGCUGAUGGAAUGCAACACGUGGGUUUUGUGUUCGGAAAAGCAAAGCUAGCACCACGCCCCGAGCAGACCAUUCCAAGGCUUGAGCUAUGUGCCGCAGUGCUCGCCGUCGAUAUCGCCGAGUUAGUCGUCAGCGAGAUCGAUGCUCACAUCGAUGACAUUAAAUUCUACACGGACAGCAAAGUUGUGCUCGGAUACAUCUUCAAUCAAUCGAGGCGUUUCUACGUCUAUGUCAGCAACCGUGUGAAUCGCAUACGAAGAUCUACGAAGCCCGAACAAUGGCAUUACGUUCCUACCGGUCAGAACCCUGCAGAUCACGCCACUAGACCUGUGGCUGCAGAUGCUUUGGCUGGCGCGACUUGGCUGACAGGACCGAAAUUUCUUCGGGAAUGUACGGACGCGCAGAGGGAGGGCACAGCCUUCCCGCUUUUUGAACCAGAUCAGGACAAGGAAAUCCGUCCUCAAGUGGCUGUCUCAGCAACUCGCGUAGGAAAUCAACAACUGGGGGCUCAUCGCUUCGAGCGCUUUUCGACAUGGACAUCCUUACUGCGGGCCGUGGCAUGCCUGGUGCAUAUCGCUCGUUCCUUUCAUAACCCUUUGGCUGAUUGUCACGGAUGGCAUUACUGCAGCAAACCUCGAAGCGCGGAUGAGCUGAACGAGGCGAAGAAAGUAAUCCUUCGUUGCGUCCAACACGAAGAAUUUCCAGAAGCCGUCACAUGUCCCCGUACGGACGCAGCUCAACAAAGUCGCAUUUCGUCCAGCAACCCUUUGUGCGAACUCGACCCGUUCGUCGACAAUCAGGGCCUGUUGAGAGUUGGUGGACGCCUACGGAAUUCCGACCUCAACGAAACGGAAAAGCAUCCAGUCAUCGUUCCGGGUCGCCAUCAUGUAGGCUUAUUGCUCAUACGGCACUAUCAUUGA